AUGGAGCUCAGUGUCUUUCUCCUCCUGAUUGUCUUCACAGGUAUCUUGCUGCUCUUGACAAAGGACCACCCAAAGAAACAUGGAUGCCUCCCUCCUGGACCCCGUCCCCUGCCCUUCUUGGGGAACCUUCUGCAGAUGGACAGAAAGGGUUUGCUCAAAUCCUUCCUUAAGAUGCGAAAACAAUAUGGGGAUGUGUUCACUCUGCACUUGGGACCAAGACGUGUGGUCAUACUAUGCGGGACAGAGACUAUCCGGGAGGCUCUAGUGGACCAAGGUGAUGCCUUCUCUGGCCGGAUCGAAAUUGCUGUGAUGAAACCAGUUAUCCAGGAAUAUGGUAGCAACUUUGGUAAUUACACACUUUGGAAGAUUAUUCGAAAAUUUGUUCUGGCCACCAUGAGAGAUGUUGAAAUGGGAAUGCGGAGCACUGAAGAGCGAAUUCAAGAGGAGGCUCAGUAUCUGUUGGAGGAGCUGCACAAAACUAAUGGAAAUCUCCAGGAUCCUACAUUUUUGUUCCAAUCCAUCAGUGCCAACAUCAUCUGCUCCUUUGUAUUUGGGAAACGUUUCUCUUACCAAGACCCUGAGUUCCUUCGACUCUUGGGAUUGAUAUCCCAAAUAACUGAAGAUAUGAGCUCCUUCUCCAGCCAGAUGUUUGAGCUCUUCCCUGGCUUCUUGAAGUACUUCCCUGGCUCACACAGACAAGUCAUCAAAAACAUGCAUAAACUCACUGCCUUCAUCAGUCGCAGUGUGGAGAAUCACCGUGAGACCCUGGACUACACUGCUCCCCGGGACUUUAUUGACACCUUCCUGAUCCGCAUGGACAAAGAAAAGUCUGAUCCCAAUACCGAAUUCCAUCAGAAGAACCUCAUGAACACUAUAUUCUCACUCUUCUUUGCUGGCACGGAAACCACCAGCAUGACACUUCGCUCGGCAUUCCUGCUCAUGCUCAAGUAUCCCCAUGUCGCAGAGAGAGUUCAGAAAGAGAUUGACCAAGUGCUUGGCUCACAUCGUGCUCCCACCCUCAAAGACCGAACCAACAUGCCGUACACAGAUGCAGUCAUCCAUGAGAUUCAGAGAUUUUGGGAUCUCACCCCUAUUGGUUUGCCUCAUAGUGUCACCAAGGAUACACACUUCCGAGGCUACAUGAUCCCAAAGGGUACAGAAGUAUUUCCAGUCCUGAGCACUGCUCUCCAUGACCCACAUUACUUCAAGAACCCAGAUACCUUCAAUCCUGAGCAUUUUCUAGAUGUCAAUGGGUCAUUGAAGAAGAGUGAUGGUUUCAUGCCUUUUUCAAUAGGGAAGCGCAUUUGUCUUGGGGAAGGCAUGGCCCGUGCGGAAUUAUUCCUCUUCUUCACCAACAUCCUGCAGAACUUCACCUUGGCUACCACAAAGGACCCUAAAGACAUCAACAUCACCCCCAUGAAGAUUGGUGUGAGCAAACUUCCCCCAUUGUACAAGAUUCGCUUCCUGCCCCGGCAUGAAGAUUGACAAAUGAGCUCAUAGAGGCCUGA
Molecule: messenger RNA, 1508 nt
Organism: Suncus etruscus (white-toothed pygmy shrew)
Lineage: Eukaryota; Metazoa; Chordata; Mammalia; Eulipotyphla; Soricidae
Product: cytochrome P450 2B11-like
Exons: 9
Coding region: 1-1485 (494 amino acids)
Biological process (GO): xenobiotic metabolic process
Cellular component (GO): cytoplasm; intracellular membrane-bounded organelle
Molecular function (GO): heme binding; oxidoreductase activity, acting on paired donors, with incorporation or reduction of molecular oxygen, reduced flavin or flavoprotein as one donor, and incorporation of one atom of oxygen; iron ion binding
Source: RefSeq, a predicted model, not a curated record